UACUCAGGUUUGCUUUCGUAAUUGCAAGAAAGAUAUUUACAGUCGUAUCCUUCAUUUCAAUCACCCCUAUCCUCAAGUCCGUAUUUUCUCGGGUUCAGUCAAUGUAUUGGACCAUACCUUUCUUAAAGGAAGAAAUAUAAUACUCUGAAGACCAACCUAUUUUCGAAACAGCUUUUCCAGGAAGCUUAAAACGCUGAACACGCUCUUCAAUGUUAAUGCUCCACAAUGACGCCAGUUUCUAAAGAGAAAUGUGACACCUAAAGUCCUCUACAAACAUUACGUUAAAAAACUGGUUUGAUUGGCUUGCUAUUUGAACUUUCGUUCAACGGUCACACAACACUCACGCUUCUUGACAAAUCAUUUAUUACUGGAACUUUUCUUGUUCUUUGAUAUCCCUCUCCGAAAAUUCCGAAGCCUAUUUAAAUUUUACUCAAAAUAAGAAAGGACUAACUGAAAUUCUGGUUCAUAAUCAUUGAAAUGAAGAAAGAUUUAAGAAACAGCAGAACUGCUAGGGAUGUCUCACGCGAUCCCCAGUGGACUCUGGAAACUAUCAGUCUUGAGGGCAGCUAAGGGAUGCCUUAGGAGAUCCACAGGGGACUUUGGGAUGUGAGAGACACUAAUAGUCAUGUGAGUCGCUUAUAGUCAUAAGAGUAAGCCAGGGACAGGGGACAGUAAAGAAAGUCCAAGGGGACUCAGGGACUGCAAGACAGGGACAAACGACACCAUAGGCCAAUAGAGCUGAAGAUGGAUGUGAUAUCUAUAUCAGGUGCUGGAAUUUCACUAUUUGAUGUGAGGUAAUGUCUAGCCAUGCUCACACUCUCACAUAGCUUUACUUUUGGUUAUUAAUAUCAAAAGAAUCAAGGAAAGAAUCAAGGAAAGAUGCAGAUUGAGAAAGUUGUUUGUAUGCCACCUUAAAUAUGGCGUAAGACAUAGCCAGUUCCACUUUGCAUUGUUUUGAUGGAAAAACGAACUCACUUACUAUUCUACCUGGAGAUGCGGAUUUUCCGACCAAAUUUCCAAGAUGCGGCAAUUCUUCAUGUCCCUGCGGAGGGAGUGUUUCAUUGUCAUCUUAGUGUCCUGUGAGUUCCAAGAAAGCCACGAAGGAAAGCGCGCUGAGAAAUCGGCUUUUUCCACGAAUCGAGAGAAAUCAGCGAUCCACCAAAUGUGGCGUCAGAAGAGACUGCUCAAGACAGCGAAGAUGACAGUGAAGAAAGAGUCAUUAGACGUCGAGGAAAAAACCUUCGCGCGAAGAAUGAUUUUUUAUCUGGAGUCACUUGUGUCCCUUGCAGAGGACAGCAGCCGGGUAGAGGGCGAAAGAUUGCGCCGGAAACUUAAGAUGCUCCGAGUAUUUCAGGAAGUGGUCAAGCAAGAGCGAACGAAGAGGAAUUUCAAUGCACAGUUUCUACAUUUAUUCAGCUUUCAGAAAAUGUAUACUUUGUUGAGGUUUCGAUUAAAAGGUUUUGUGCUAUUAAGAGUUGAAUGCACACUGGUCGCUAGGGGUACCCUGAUACCUUAAAAGUUGACUGCACUUCGGUCACGUCGUCUAAAAAAACUUGUCCCAGUGAGUACACAGAUUUAGCAUCAUACUGUCGAUUUGAAAUAC
Actinia tenebrosa (Australian red waratah sea anemone) is the source of this 1603-nucleotide messenger RNA. RefSeq lists its product as uncharacterized. Lineage: Eukaryota; Metazoa; Cnidaria; Anthozoa; Actiniaria; Actiniidae. The record is from RefSeq and is a predicted model, not a curated record.